Molecule: messenger RNA, 2731 nt
Organism: Brachypodium distachyon (stiff brome)
Lineage: Eukaryota; Viridiplantae; Streptophyta; Magnoliopsida; Poales; Poaceae
Product: probable histidine kinase 2
Exons: 6
Coding region: 1-2625 (874 amino acids)
Biological process (GO): phosphorelay signal transduction system; phosphorylation
Cellular component (GO): nucleus
Molecular function (GO): phosphorelay sensor kinase activity
Source: RefSeq, a predicted model, not a curated record
AUGCAUAUGCAGGUGGUACACGGAGCCCUGGUCAUUGGACUCAGUCUCGCCUACUGUUUCUUCUCGUGGCACAUACUCGAAGCCACGAGCGGCGCCGCCGCCAGCGCCAUGGACGCGGCGUUGGCGCACGUUGCCGGCGGCAUGCGGCCUCUCCUCGAAGCCAACCGCUCGGCCCUCGCCGUCGCCAAUGCGCUGCCGCCGAUCACCACCAACCAAUCUUCGUUAUCUUACGUGGGAACAACGCUGUUCACGGCCUUUGCCAUGCAGCCGGCGGUGGCCGAGAUGUCAUACUACGCGGGCCCCGACGGUGCCGCCGCCUUCACGUACUACCGCGCCGCGGACGGGCAGCCGAGGGCUCAGGGGAUCCGUCUGGUGCUCCGCAACUGGCACGAGGCCGCCAUGUUCCGGCGGAUGGGCAUCGCCGUGGCGUGCCUACUGUGCGUGACCGUGGCGCUGGCGGUGGUGGCUCUCUUGGUAAUGGGGCGCAGCAUGCGGCGGUCGGCGGCGCGGGAGGCGGCGCUAGGCGCCGACCUGGCCCGGCACAAGGAAGCGGUGCAGCAGGCGGAGCGCAAGAGCAUGAACAAGAGCAACGCCUUCGCCAGCGCCAGCCACGACAUCCGCUCGGCCCUCGCUGCCGUCGCCGGCCUCAUCGCCGUCUCCCGCCCCGAGGCCCGUGCCAACCCCGUCCUCGCCGACAACCUCUCUCAGAUGGACGUCUGCACCAACAAGCUCCUCGAUAUACUGAACUCGAUCCUGGACAUGGGCAAGGUGGAGUCGGGGAAGAUGCAGCUGGAGGAGGUGGAGUUCACCAUGGCGAAGGUGCUGGAGGAGUCCGUGGACAUGGCGAACGUGACGGGGAUGGCGAAAGGGAUCGAGGUGGUGUGGGACCCUUGCGACUUCUCGGUGCUCCGCUGCGGCGCCGUCGUCGGCGACUGCAAGCGGGUCAAGCAGAUCCUCGACAACCUCCUGGGCAACGCCAUGAAGUUCACCCACGAGGGCAACGUCGUGCUCCGGGCCUGGGCCAACCGCCCCAUCGCCUCCGCCGCCGGUGCCUGCGCCGACGAUAGCAGCUGCGGCGGCGCGCCCUCCAGGCUCGCCGGCGGGCUCUUCCGCCGCUGGAAGAAAGACGGCGGCUGCGCCGAUCAGCAGAACUCCGCUGGCCCCAAGUCGUUGAGGAAUCACCCCGACUCGGUCGAGUUUUAUUUGGAGGUGGUUGAUACUGGCGUGGGGAUCCCCAUGGAGAAGAGGCAGUCCGUGUUUGAGAACUACGUGCAGGUCAAGGAAGGCCAUGGCGGCACCGGCCUCGGCCUUGGGAUCGUCCAAUCCUUCGUUCGGCUGAUGGGAGGGGAGAUCAGCAUAAAGUACAAGGAGCCAGGGGAAGCAGGGACGUGCUUCGGCCUGAACGUGUUCAUGAAGCUCAAGGAGAGGCCGGCCGAGGGCGCCGUGGAAAUCAUGAUCGACCAAGGGCCGUCGUCAUCGUCCAGCGACGUGUACGAGAGCCGGCUGUUCAGGGAAGCCAGCUGCUUCAAGGGCUUGCACUGCGUGCUGCUCGUCCACGGCGCCGAGACCCGGCGGAUCCUGCAGGCGUGGAUGGAGAGUCUCGGGGUGAAGGUGUGGCUCGUUCCGGGCGCCGAGCUGCUCGCCGCGGCCAUGGACAAGGCCGCCACCGGCGCCGGCGGCGACGGCGCGGCGGACCUGUGCUUCAUCCCCAGGGAGAUGCUGCCAAUGGCGCGGCGGAACAGCAGCGGCCGGGGCGGCGGCGGCGGCAACGGCAACGGCCACCACCACGCGUUCGGCCUGCUCGUCGUCGUCGACGUCACUGACGGGGGGUUCGACGCCAUCUGCAGGGGGGCGGCGGCCAUGGUCCCCCGGAUCAAGGACCACAAACUCCCCUGCAGGCUCGUCUGCCUCACGGACGCCAAGACGUCCUCCAGGGACCUCCUUCGCUUCAAGCAAGCCGUCACCUGCGAUCUCGAGCUGCGGAAGCCGAUCCACGGCUCCCGGCUCUCGAAGCUCCUCGCCACCAUGAAAGACCUCCACCAGUCCUACUACUCCCCAUCCCAAGUCAGCCCCGGGAUCAAAGGAAAAGCGGCGGUCGUGUAUCAGGUCCAGGCCUCUGCCGCGGCGUCAUCUGAGAUCGAAGAGUUGCCAGUGGAGCCUCCCCGGCCCAAGGUUGACGCUGAGAGGAAGCCGCUAGAAGGGAUGCGCGUGCUGCUGGCGGAGGACAGCAGAAUGCUGCAGGCCAUCCAGAAGAAGGUGCUCAACCUCCUUGGAGCGACCGUGGAGAUAGCAGAGGACGGGUCCGUGGCUUUGGCCAUGUUCAAGUCUGCCCUCGAGGAGGCCAUUGGUGCUUCUUCACAGGGAAGUGCCGGUGCACUGGCCUUGCCUUACGAUGUCGUCUUCAUGGACUGCCUGAUGCCGGAGAUGAACGGCUAUGAGGCGACCAGGCGCAUACGAGAGGAGGAGAGCCGCCACGGCAUCCGGACGCCGAUCAUUGCGCUGACCGCGCACUCAUUGGAGGAAGGCUUGCAGGAGACCAUCCAAGCCGGGAUGGAUCUCCACCUGACGAAGCCCAUACUCAAGGAGAACAUAGUGGAGGCAGUGUCCCAGAUCUGCAACAGCUGAACUUUGUUGUUUGUACCAAAACUUGUACUCCUCCGUGUCUGGCUUAUUUAUUUGUGUUGUGUCAUGCUAGAUUUUCCAGAAACUAUUAUGCUGGGACAUGUUUGAA